This is a messenger RNA of Manacus vitellinus (golden-collared manakin), 715 nucleotides long. RefSeq names its product lysosomal associated membrane protein family member 5 (gene LAMP5). The record is from RefSeq and is a predicted model, not a curated record. The annotation marks the transcript as partial. Gene Ontology annotation, cellular component: membrane. NCBI's taxonomy places the organism in Eukaryota, Metazoa, Chordata, Aves, Passeriformes, Pipridae. The transcript has 3 exons.
UACGACACCUCCGAGCGCACCUACUUCAAGGACGCCGUGAGCCCCGGGAAGCACACAGCCAGCUCGCACCGGCUCUCGGCCCUGGUCACCCCCGCUGGGAAGUCCUACGAGUGCCAGGCCCAGCAGACCAUCUCCCUCAUCUCCAGUGACCACCAGAAGUCGGUGCAGCUCCUGCUGUCGGAAGUGCGGCUCCAGCCCUUCGACAUCCCCGCGGAUUUUGUCUUCAGUGAAGAACACAAGUGCCCAGUGGACCAGAGGGAGCAGUUGGAAGAAACCCUGCCUCUGAUUCUGGGCCUGAUCCUGGGCUUGGUGAUCGUGAUCACCCUUGGCAUUUACCACAUCCACCUCAAGCUGACAGCCAGCCAAGUGCAGAUUCCUCGGGACAGAUCUCAGUACAAGCACAUGGGAUAGGGAGCAGGAUCGAGCAACCCGAGUAUUCAUCAGGUAGAAAAAGCAAAAGCACUUUUUUUCCUGUGGGUGAGGAAAGGUUAGGGGGGGGCAAGAGAUGGUAUUCACAGCACCUCAUGGUGAGCAUUUCAUGGGGACACGCAGGUCAGGGCCGGGCCUUCACUCAGUCAGGGCAGUCUGUAAGAGGACUCGGUGUCUGAUGUGAGGUGUCUGUGGCAGUAGGUGGUUUGAAUACCUUCUUAAGCAGCUGGGCUGAUCAUCUGGAAACAGAAAUGCUUCACAUGUCAAAGUUUAACAUUGGGAGCAA